AUGGUUGUGCUUUAUGAUGACAUCAUUUUUCUCAUAUUUGACCAUAUCUUCGACAUAAAAGAUCGUCUUCAGCUUCUGCGGGUAUGCCGCCAUUGGUACGGUUUACUGCUCCCCAAAGUCUACGAGAGCAUUCGGGUUGAAGGCAAUCAAGCCUAUGGUCUUGUUUGUUCUAUUCAAAAAAACCCGGAAAUUGGCCGCUCUAUCCGAGAUCUUACUCUCAGGUGGUGCUACGGUCAUGAGGCAAAUCAUAAAUACAGUGUGGAAAUGUUCAAGGAUACCCUGCAACAAGCAAGCCCUUCCAUAGAACACUGCACGAAUUGGGAAAAGGACCUGCUUAACGGAGAGCCGGAUGCGUGGCUCGCAUUGCUCACGCCGUCACUAGAAGCUGUCAGGUCUCUAGAGCUUGAGUAUAAGGGCUGGUCGGACUAUUUCUUCCCUAUGCUAGCGCGAGCAGCCGCUCGCCAAAAGCCAUUCGAUUCGAAACCUUGCUUCCAACACCUAGAAUGGGUGAGAGCUCGAAACGAACACAACAAAACUACCUACUAUGCCAGCGAAUUCUUGCCGCUAUUCCAUUUUCCCGCCAUGCAAGUGUUCUCCGCCUCUUCGCUGUGUGAAGAACCGUACCCGAAUCCUUUGAACAUUUCAAAGCCCGCGCUAGGAACCUCAGGGAUCACGGAACUUGAUUUUGGUGAUUGCAAUAGUAGGAACGGCAUGGCCGACUACAUCACAUCUUGCGCAAACUUGGAGGUUUUCAAUUAUCAACACCAGAACCAAGCGGUCUGGGGUGAGGCGUAUUGUAAUUUUCAUCCUCUGGCGUUUUAUCCAGCGCUCUAUACCCAGAGACACAGUCUUCGGGUGCUUCGGCUGAACAAUAAUGGAGAGAUCUACGGACUAGAUCGUUUCGUCGAUGACCAGGACACAGAAUACAGUGGCUUUGGAUCCUUAGCUGAAUUCUCUCAGCUGCGUGAACUUCGGAUGCUAUUACGCACACUCCUACAAUUUGGUUCGAAUGAUCAACCCGCAGUAUCUCUGUUAGACGUUCUCCCGUCCAGCCUAGAGCAUCUCCAGCUUGCCGGAUAUUGCGUGGAGGACUUCGACGUGGUACUAGGAAAUCUUCAGGGCAUGCUAGCGCAGCGAACGGAGCGAUUCCCAAAUCUCAGACGACUCGAAAUUCAGCCAGUCAUCUUGGAGAGGCUCGCCUCCGCCUCAUUCAUUGGCAAGGAUUGGAGCCCCUACGACAUUCCAAAGUCCGUCAAACAGGCAUUUGCACCAAUCAAGCUGGCCUGUGACGAAUUGGGAAUCGCAUUUGGCUUUACCAAAGACGGUUACAAUGAGAUAUAUGACAUUGGCAUAGCGUUACCUUAG
Molecule: messenger RNA, 1365 nt
Organism: Penicillium canariense
Lineage: Eukaryota; Fungi; Ascomycota; Eurotiomycetes; Eurotiales; Aspergillaceae
Product: F-box protein
Exons: 1
Coding region: 1-1365 (454 amino acids)
Molecular function (GO): protein binding
Source: RefSeq, a predicted model, not a curated record